UAAACCCUUCCUGCUGUCAGCCUUGCCACACAGUGCCUCUGUUUCCUCCAGAGGCAACCAUGGCUGUCCCUUGGGCGAAUCUGUUCCCGUUCCUCCUGGUGGUAUUCUGGUGUUCUGGACACCUGGAGACGCUUGCAGAGGAUGUUCUGUGCUAUGAAAAGUUCGAUGACACCACGGGCACCUGCAGUGACCUGCUUGGAGGGGGUGUAAGACUGGAAGACUGCUGUCUCAAUCGUCAGUAUGGUUUCCGGCAGGCCGUUGGUGGCCAGUGCCGUGCCUGCCGUGCGGCGAAGUGGAGCGAAUGGUCUCCAUGGAGUCCCUGCUCCGUGAGCUGCACGGAAGGGGUCCAGCGACGCAGUCGGAUGUGCCAAGGAGUGAACGAGGGCGACUGCGUGGAAGGCAAACGUGAAUGGGAGAUGCGUUCUUGUCUCCUGCAAGACUGCUGUCCGGUGCCUGGUGGCUGGUCAGCUUGGAGCGCCUGGAGCCAUUGCUCAGUGACCUGCCUCAAAGGGGUGCAGACCCGGAAGCGAACCUGCACCAGCCCAGCACCAGUAUGUGGAGGCACCUGCGAAGGAAACGGUGAAGAGAGACAGCCAUGUGACACUCGGCAGAUCUGCCCAACCCAUGGGAACUGGGGAAACUGGGGAAACUGGGAGUCCUGCCCUGCCACCUGCACUCUUGAAGGCUCGGGCCAAAAGCCCCAGAAGCGCCGUCGUCGUCUGUGCAACAACCCUUCCCCUUCCACAGCCCCGCCUGGCAACCAUUGUCAAGGAAGUGACCUAGACCACCAGGAGUGCGUGGGACUGCCCUAUUGUCCACAGAACGGCAACUGGGGCAGCUGGAAGGUUACCAGUCCCUGCUCAGUGACCUGUGGGGUCGGACGCGUGGUGGAGAAGCGCCAGUGUGACAACCCUGCACCAAAGCAUGGCGGGAUGAAGUGUCAGGGGGAAGACGUCCGCCAUCGUCCCUGUGUCACUGGACAGCCUUGCCCAGUGGACGGACGGUGGCUGGCGUGGUCUAACUGGGGCAAAUGUGAAUGGCUUGGCUUAGGAACGGGCAUCCAUUGUCAAGAGAUUCCUGGGCUUCAGAGCAGAAGGCGGAGAUGCAUUGGGAAGGCCCACAAUGGCAAAUCUUGUGACGGAAAAAUCAGUGAAUCGAGGACUUGCUACAAUAUCGAGUUUUGUAGUUUGCCAGGAUCCUGGUCAAACUGGAGUCCUUGGAGCCUCUGUGAGCCACCGUGUGGGCCAAACCCCGUGAAAACACGCCAGAGAGACUGCAAGCCACAGUAUCCCAAUUACCCGAUGAUGGUGGAAGGAGAGAAUGGGGUGAUGCAAGAUGUCCACUUUUGGGGGAGGCCAUUACCCUCGUGCGAAAAGUUGCAGGGGCAGAGCCUGAAGGUGGAGGAACGAGCCCCGUGUUUAAAUGUGCCACCUUGUGAAGAAGGUUGAUUUUGCACAAGCAGGCACUCUGAAUUUCAGGACUGGAUACUUCUGCAGACUGGAGCAUGAGGAGCCGUGGUCCGAGCUGGUUUCAGCCUCCCCGUGACCUUGGGACCCCUUCCCCCUGCAUUGCAUGCUUGCUCUUUUUAAGGCAGUGGUCUUGAGAAUGAUCUGUAUAAUAGUGUUGUUGUUUAUUAUGUGUCUACCCAUACUGUAAUGGGAUAUGAAUGAAUCAUAAACCUUUUCCAUAUUCAGUUUUUCCCCUUCA
Pogona vitticeps (central bearded dragon) is the source of this 1707-nucleotide messenger RNA. It is a transcript of the gene CFP, whose product is annotated as complement factor properdin. NCBI's taxonomy places the organism in Eukaryota, Metazoa, Chordata, Lepidosauria, Squamata, Agamidae. The record is from RefSeq and is a predicted model, not a curated record.